Molecule: messenger RNA, 3123 nt
Organism: Macrosteles quadrilineatus (aster leafhopper)
Lineage: Eukaryota; Metazoa; Arthropoda; Insecta; Hemiptera; Cicadellidae
Exons: 1
Coding region: 1-3123 (1040 amino acids)
Biological process (GO): DNA repair; telomere maintenance
Molecular function (GO): DNA helicase activity
Source: RefSeq, a predicted model, not a curated record
AUGAACACAGUUGGGAAAAGAACAAGUCGAGCUCAGCAACAAAUUUCUAAAGUCGUUGGAAGAAGUUUUCAUUUGCCACUACCCCUUCAAGAAACCCUGCAAAAAUUGCCCAAACCAAGUGACCCUCUGAAUCCAAACCACGAGCUGUACGUUUUGGUCAGAGGGGUACCGACCAAAGCAAAGAAAGUUUGGCAAAUGUUGGUUAGUGUGGAUAAGGUACACGCAGCCUUAAUUUUCUUAAAGAAAAACAACGCUCAUUAUGGUAGCAUCGUACUACCUACAGAUCCCGAAGGACUCUUCAACCUUAAUGAUGACACAAAUUUGUUUCAAUCUACCCAUCAAAACGAACUGCCACCUCAGGAAAUACUACAUAGACGUGCUAUAUUAACUCAGGUAACUCACGAGGAAUGGGAUUCAGAAGAGUCUCACUAUACAAUCCACGCUCUUCAUGAGUCAAAAUCUUAUAGUGAUGACACCGAGCUCUAUAAGAUGCUGAAAGUGAAUGAACCUCCGAUUAGUCAUGAAAACAAAGAGAUUGACGUGCUUUGUUUCCCUGAUUUGUAUCCCGAAGGUAAAUUUGGCCAGUUUCAUUCCAGAGAAACUAAACUCUCUUCUGCUGAAUUUAUCAAAUGUCGGUUGCUUUCAAAGCAUUCUCAGUUCAGACUGAAUCAGCAGUACCUUUUUUAUUUGCUGCACGAUGCAAACCUUCGGCAGUUAAGACAAGGAGUAUUCCACAAGCUCAAUGUCACUGGAUUCAGUGGCUCUCUUAGUGCUAGAGACUGUUUGAACAACCUUGCAUCGGGAGAAUUAGAGGGGAACCUGACAUCAGUAUUCUCCAAACUCAGGAACACUAGCCAGUACUGGAUACAGCCUAGAAAUGAUGUCAAUUGCAUGGCUCAGCAUUAUGGACCAGCUACAUGGUUUUUAACCAUAAGCCCAAGCGAUUGGAACUGGGAUGACAUGGCAUUGUUCAUUAGGGAAGUUACCCGGAGUGUUCCAGGCGCAGAAAAAAAACAAACUAGUGAACUUGUGGCUAUGGAUCCUAUCAGUGCGUCACGGUUUAUCCAUAUAAAGUUCAAGGCAAUGUUGGAUUUUAUUGUCUCUGAUGCUGCUCCUUUAGGAAAAGUAAGUCACUACUUCUACAGGCGAGAAUACCAAAGCAGAGGUCUCCAACAUUUCCAUCUUCUUCUGUGGGUAGAAAAUGCUCCUGUAAUGGGGACGUCCAGCAACGCAGAAGUAGCCGACUUUAUCCUUAAGUACAUUACUUGCAAGGUUCCAAAUGCAUCCGUUUCACCUACUCUCAACAACAGAGUUACAAGUUACCAAAUGCAUCACCACAACUCGUACUGUAUGCGGACAAAGAAAACCAAAACCGGGUUUCGUAAGGCUUGUCGUUUCGGGUUCCCCCGGCCAAUCACAGGGAAUCUUGUUCUGCGUGACGUUGUCGAGUCUGUAGCUGGCAGAAAAGCUCUCAAGUCUAAGUCACGUCUUUAUGACCUACCCAGAACACCAAGCGAGAGCUUUGUCAAUGACUACAACCCGGCCGUGUUGCUAGCUUGGAAUGGAAACGUGGACAUCCAGUAUGUAGGCGAAAGCACUUCUAUCCUACAUUGGUAUGUCACAAAGUACACUACCAAAAGUGAACAAAGUCAUGCUGGCCAAGUUUUUACAGAGAUUAAUUCUACAAAAUCAUUAGCUAGUAGACUGUUUAACGUUGGCCUUAGAGCUUUAAACAACCGUGAGUGUGGUUCUUUAGAAGCUAGUGACACACUGUUGGGCAUUCCAUUGUACGGCACGGACCCGGAGACAACAAUAAGAUGGUUGGAUGUAGGCAUGACCAGACGCAAAAGACUACAAAAAAUCGACAAGAUACGAAGUAUGGACCCAAGUUCAACGAACAUAUUCUACGAGUCGUGGGUUGAUGACCACUACCCAACUAGACCAGACGAACUAGAAGAUAUGAACUUAUACGACUUUGUGAGAUGGUACGAUAUAGCUGCUCAACCACCUAAAGGCGACCGUGAAGUGCAUAAGUUGAAUUCAGGCAAAUUCCUCACUAAAAGAGUCAGACCAUGCUUACUGAAUCACUAUAAGUACAGCCCCACUCAGGAUCCUGAAAAAUACUACCAUGCAUUACUUCUUAUGUUUCUUUGUUGGAGAUCUACUGAUGAGCUGAAAGAGUCUCAUGAAACAUACACAGAUGCUUUUAUGGCCAAGCGGACACUUCUCACUCAAGCCUUCAACUAUGACAAACGUUUAAAAGACAUUAUUGCGGCAUCGGAGAAUGCAAGAGACAAAAUUCAAAACCGAGUUGAAGAGAUCAAUGCAGAAGAAGGAGAGGUUGCUGAUCCAUCCAAUAUAGCCUUUCAGCCCUUUAAUGAACCUGUCCCCGCAUCCCAGCCUGUCAGGGACAGCAAUUGGUCGCCGAAUGACGAGCCGUUUGAGAAAAAAUACCAAAAACUCAAUGACGACCAAAAGAGAGUGUUUGAUUAUGUCAAACGAGUUGUUGCAAACUCUGAUGGGACAGAUAAAUUUCUCAGACAUUUUGUAAGUGGUGUGGGAGGUACUGGUAAGAGUUUUCUCAUAAAAACUAUCAGCUCUUGGACUAAAAAAUGUCUUCAAGCCUCUACAUCAAUAUCAGCUCCCACAGGACUAAGUGCUUACAACAUCAAUGGUUCUACGAUCUACAAAGUGUUUCAGCUGCCAGUUGAGCAUGGAAAAACUCCAAAGUACAAAGCUCUUACUGAUGAUGUUUUAAAAAUGUUGAGAUCCAACCUGAAAGAUGUGGUGCUCUUCAUAAUAGACGAAGUGUCCAUGGUCUCCAAUCUAACAUUGAUGUACAUAAAUCUCAGAUUGUGUGAAAUAUUCAACACCUCAGACCAAAGUAACGGCUGGUUUGGUAAAAAACAUAUACUGCUCUUUGGAGACCUUUUACAACUUCCACCAGUACACGAAGACUCCCCUUCAUUCAUUUCUCGACAUUCAUUGAACUUGACAGUAGCAAACUUAGUUCUUUUGUUGGCUCUCUGUCUUGUGUUAACAUCUGGUCUGAACAGUUCUCUUAUGAUGAACUUACUACAAACAUGCGACAAGCUCAAGAUUCUAAGUUUGCUGAUGUGUUAA